AUGACUAUAGUUGAUAUCACGGGUUUGGAAGAUAUACUUGAUAAUGCCGUUUAUGGUUAUCACUUAUCGGGCUAUUCAGACCUGUGGCCUGUUCGACGGACAACGAUGAUCGGACGACAUUGUCACAUAAAACAGUAUAUUGUAAUAAUUUUGCUAUUUGACUGCACGUGCAAUCCACUCGAAAUCUUGAAUUUACGCCGAAUCGGUUCGUUGAAUACUUCGUUACAGGUACCAUUGCAUUUCUGUCAACAGGAAAUAAACGACCAAAAAUUCAACAAUGAGUAUGUAUCUUUACCAUAAUCUUUUCAAUGUUGUCAUUGUGCCCAUGUAAAACUAAACUAUAAGUGGAAACAUUUUAUCAAAUUAGGUACACUCACCAAAUACGAAUCAAUAAGUAAUUUAAUAUGGAUGUCGUCAUCCAUAUGAAACCAUAAUUACAGAUAACAAACACAGCGUUGUAUAUUAUAAUUAUUUUUAAUUAUUUUAUUUUCUCUGAAAUAAUAAUUGUUCUAUUAUAUUUUCAGAAAUUACACUAUUCCAAUUAUGAUAAAACAUUUAUUAUUCAAUAAUGUUUAAUGUAAAUUUAUGUCGAUUUACAAUGUACUAAAUUUUGACUUAUUUUUUUUGUUCUAUCUAUACAAAUAUUUUGAACUGCUUGCUGCAUUGUGUACAUCGGAUUUACUAUAAAAGUAAAAUAUAUUCAAUUUACACAGGUAUUUCAUCGAUAAAUUAACCUAUUUCAAUAUUAUUUACUUUGUUAACUGUUUAAUUUCUUUAUUGUGAUGUGUACUAUGGAAAACUAAUAGCAACAUGAGCAGUUUGGUCAGUAAAUAAUAGCUAAAACUAAUAGGUACAUAACCAGUCUGUGUCUGUAAAUAUAUACUUAUUAAUAAACAAUAUUGUUUGUACCUAUUCCAUACUUUAAACAAAUUAUCUCAAUAUACUCUUGGAAAAUGUGGGUGUAUAAGGUAUAAAUUUAUAAAUACGACUAGAUAAAUUUUUUGCAUUUUAUAUACUGUGAUUUCAGGGAUGGUGUUGUAUUGUAAUGGGGUUUUCGGGAAAUGAAAGGAGUACUGAAAUACAUAUUUUCAGACAAAUUUGUAAAUUUUAACCCUUUUGGUUUGCACAUGCGCAAUAUAAAAUAAUUUUUUUUAAAACAAUUUUUGUGUACAAAGUUUUUUCUAAUUACAAAAUUGAUCAAGUUGGAGUAAGUUGAAAUUUGAGUUUAUGCAUAAUUUGUUUUUAACGGAAUUUUAACUCAUAACCAUUAAAAAUAAUAAAAUAAGUGUCAAAUAUGUGUUUAACCCAUUUAAACUUUAUGACAACAUAAAUAGAUCUAUUUUUAGAAGCACAUAUUGUACAUAUUGCAACUCAUCGUGGUGGAAAAAAUAUUAACCGGUUAUAAGUUAAAAUUUCGUUAAAAAUAAAUUAUUCAUAAACUCAAAUUUCGAUUUACCCCAACUUGGUCAAUUUCGUAAUUAGAAAAAAACUUUUUGUAUAAAAAUUGUUUAAAAAAAAAUACAUUACCUGAAUCUGUAGAAAACAAAUUGUGUUGUUAUUUAAAAAAAGUAAGUUAUAUUGCGCAUGUGCAAACCGAACGGGUUAAAGUUACAAGUUUAUCUUAAAAUAUGUAUUUCAGUAUUCCCGUUCAUUUCCCGAAAAUUCCAUUAUAAUACAACACCAUAUAGGCGAAAUAUUUAGUGGUACCCGCAAUCGUGAUUACACUGUAUAUUAUAUGAUAAAAAUUCUGUUUUGACUUAAAUUAAAUUGUUAAAUCGUUAAAUUGAUUUUAAAAUCUGUAAAAUUAAUUGAUCUUCUACAAAAGAUAAGUUAAAUUUAAUUUAUUUCAUAAAUAUUUACCUAUAAACACAUUUGUUUAUAACGGUCAGAUCAUAAAAAGUGAAAAUAAUCUUUCAGAUUUCUAUUUUCUGUUAAAAUUUAACCAUGGUUUUGUGUAUAUCUACUAAUCUAUUAAAAGAAAACAUUUAAUAAAAAGAAACUGAAGAAAAAUUUAAUUAAUGGGAGAAAAUAUAAAAAUACAAACACAAUUAUAAUAUGAAAACAACAAUUUUAUUUUACUAAGUGUAAGCAUUUAUGUUUUUUUGUUUCAGUUUUCAAAAUUUCUUUUCGAUAGAUGGUGUAUAA
Molecule: messenger RNA, 2145 nt
Organism: Cinara cedri
Lineage: Eukaryota; Metazoa; Arthropoda; Insecta; Hemiptera; Aphididae
Source: the annotation of a GenBank genome assembly